Molecule: messenger RNA, 634 nt
Organism: Laetiporus sulphureus 93-53
Lineage: Eukaryota; Fungi; Basidiomycota; Agaricomycetes; Polyporales; Laetiporaceae
Product: N-terminal nucleophile aminohydrolase
Exons: 4
Coding region: 22-609 (195 amino acids)
Biological process (GO): proteasome-mediated ubiquitin-dependent protein catabolic process
Cellular component (GO): proteasome core complex, beta-subunit complex; proteasome core complex
Source: RefSeq, a predicted model, not a curated record
AACGGUGGCUCCGUCAUAGCCAUGGCGGGCAAGGAAUGUGUGGCUAUUGCCUCGGACUUGCGAUUGGGAAACCAAGCGAUGGGUAUCUCGUCGAAAUUUGAGAAGAUAUUUCCCAUGACAGAUCGAGUGUACAUCGGCUUGCCAGGGCUUGCCACGGACGUUACAACACUACGCGAGCAAUUUCGAUUCCGCCUGAACAUGUACACGAUCAAGGAGGAGCGCGAGAUCGAGCCAGAAACAUUCAUACAUCUCGUCUCCUCGACGUUGUACGAGAAGCGCUUUGGACCGUACUUCAUUGAGCCUGUGAUGGCAGGCCUGCAGAAGACGCCAUCGGGCGCGUACAAACCGUUCAUCGCAGCGACAGACCUCAUCGGGUGCAUCAACUUUGCGAAGGACUUCGUUGUCGCGGGUACGGCAAGCACCAAAUUGUUCGGUGUUGCUGAGGGACUGUGGGAACCCGAUCUGGAGCCGGAGGACCUGUUCGAGACCAUCUCGCAGACGCUGCUUAACGCCGUGGACCGUGAUGCAUACUCCGGUUGGGGGGCAGUGGUAUACGUGGUAACGAAAGACAAGGUGAUAAAGCGUACGCUCAAGGGCAGGAUGGACUAGUUGUGUUAUGUACUUUGUACCUUUC